UUGAAGAGCACUGGAGCAAUUUCUCGAUCCUUAUCGUGUUUGCUGGAGAAAAAACGGAUCUGAGCCCAAUUCUUGCUCUCGGAACUUUCUUACCCUUCUUAUCUUUCUAUGAUCGUUAAUUUCAACGACGGAUUUGCUCAGGACAGAUACGUAAUUUAAUAGUGGUUGCCUUCGUUUACUCUGCGAAUCGAAGGCAAAAGGCAUCGUGAGAUUUUUUGAUAAACGGACGUGAUUCAGUAUCUAUCUAGAUGCAUAGAGGGCAAUCUCUUGAUUCACUAAUUUAGGGUCGCAUAGCGAGGUUACUCUGUUUCUCUUAGAAAGCUUCUCUUCUCUAUUGUGGGGUUGAAUUUAGGGUUUAGUUUAGUCUUUUGUGUGAGAUGGAUAGGCCUCGGCAUAAUGAUCAGUUAGCUGUGAAAAUGAUUGGGAAGAAGAUAAAGAAGGAGACUCCUUUACACCUACCCAAUGGUUACACAAGCAAGAACCGCUUAAGAAGAAGCAUUGUUCCACCGCUAACAUCUUCCCCGAAGAUUAGACCAGCUGCUCUGAUAAACCGGCCCCAUGAUGUUCCUCCUCCUCCUGCCAUGACUCAACCAACUCAUAACUUAGCUAGACCACCAAUGAUGGGUCAUGCAGACCAGUUUUGGUCCAAUAUUGCAGCUGAGUCUCCUGUCUCGUUUUCUCUUCAAAGCUCAUCAGGAGAUUCAAGAUCCAGUGGAAACCAAAUGCAGCAAUCUCAUCAGUAUCAAUCCCACUCGCCACUGAUAUAUAACAAGAGUCUUCCUUCAGCUAGGUUCAGUGGUGGCGGGAUAUUGCCUACUCCUGUCUCUGUGUGCAUUCCCUCUCCUCAAAGCUCGUUUGGAGAUUCAGGACCCAAUAGAAACCAAAUGAAACCAUCUCAUGACUAUCAAAAACCACCACGGUUCAAUGGUUCUGCAUCAAGUGUACCCAUUUUGCCCUCUCCUUGGUUCGACGGUCCCGGGAUAUUACCCACUCCACCAACAAGUUUCACAUCCUCAUCAAUGGCUCAAGCUGGAAUUCUCGGUCCGGGCAAGUUUCCUCGGCCUCCUCAUGCAUCUACUGGUCUUGUUUUCUCGCCAUUGCCAUUUGGAGAGAAUACUAGUUAAGAUGUUCUGUCUUUUUUCACUCUACUCGUUAGGUUAGUGUGUGUACUAUGAACGAUCCCAUUUUUUGUAUUAGAUAGUUGUUGUCAAUUUGCGUAAGAGAGAGAUGAAGGAAAAAUAAAUUAACAUUUUUUUUUAAUUUAUUUGUCUCAAUAAGAUUGAUAUUUUGAAAGGCUUUCCUAAAUCA
Brassica oleracea var. oleracea is the source of this 1308-nucleotide messenger RNA. RefSeq names its product protein HAIKU1. Lineage: Eukaryota; Viridiplantae; Streptophyta; Magnoliopsida; Brassicales; Brassicaceae. The record is from RefSeq and is a predicted model, not a curated record. The transcript has a single exon. Bases 378 to 1124 code for a protein of 248 amino acids.